This is a messenger RNA of Zingiber officinale, 2198 nucleotides long. Its product is annotated as rop guanine nucleotide exchange factor 14-like. The transcript is spliced from 8 exons. Lineage: Eukaryota; Viridiplantae; Streptophyta; Magnoliopsida; Zingiberales; Zingiberaceae. Gene Ontology annotation, molecular function: guanyl-nucleotide exchange factor activity. The record is from RefSeq and is a predicted model, not a curated record. The coding region runs from base 335 to 1978 and encodes 547 amino acids.
GUAAGAGGGAAAUGGAAUUUGUGGCAGAAGAGGUGUGCUUUGUUUUCUUCGAUAUCCGAGAGGCCAUGGCAGAGACUGCAACUACUCCUAGUGCCGCACUGGCGCGGCCUCCGCCGCUUCUGCUCGUCUCGCUGUUCUUUUAUUCUUCCCGAAAUUUGUAACGAAAAACUACACAAAUCCCACAAAAUCUCCAUUCUUCACCACCAUCGCUUACCGCUCCUUCGGUCGUCGUCGUCGUCGUCGUCGUCGUCCACUCCACGCUCGGCAGCGCUGUAGCACAACUUCACGAGCAGUGCAUUGCCGACUGGCACGAGUUCAGGGAAUAAUAAAUACCAUGAAGAGAUUAGCUUGUUGUCGCCGUCGCACCAAAGAUAUCAGCCUUGAUUUCGAGGAGCAAGACCGGGUGACAACAUAUAAUGGCCUAGAGAGCUGCAUCCUCAACAGCUGCUCCUAUGACAAUGAGAGUGCUGGUGGUACCACAAGUGGUGCUGAUGGAUUUGUAACCACGGACUCCCUUGAUGAAGAUGCUUCCAGCUGUUCUUCCAGCAAAGAUGGUUUUGGCUCUUCCUUCUCUUCGCAAUGCUUGUCCUCAAGCAAACAGGAAGAUCAUUCGCUUGAUGAUUGGGAUACUUUUAACAGUUUGCAUCAUUUGUGCAUCAAAGGGAAGGCACCUAUUAUGUGUUCAAUGGACAUAUCCGAUGUUGAAGCUAUGAAGGAAAAGUUUGCAAAGCUACUUCUUGGUGAAGAUGUUUCAGGGGGAACCAAAGGGAUAAGUACUGCUCUUGCAUUGUCCCAUGCCAUUACCAAUCUCGCAGCAUCAAUAUACGGAGAGCUAUGGAAAUUGGAGCCAUUAUCUGAAGAAAGGAAAAACAGAUGGCACAGAGAAAUGGACUGGCUGCUUUCCCCCACUAGCUACAUGGUUGAGUUGGUUCCUGCAAAGCAGAGUGGUGCUAAUGGCCGGAUAUUCGAGAUAAUGAUUCCAAAAUCUCGAUCUGAUGUUGAUUUGACUCUUCCCGCCCUCAAGAAAUUAGAUUCAAUGCUGAUUGAAAUGUUGGAUUCAAUGGUGAACACUGAGUUUUGGUAUGCUGAAUUAGGUAGCAGAUCUAACGGAGAUGGCAGUAAUAAUGGGACAAGAAAUAGCAAGAAAUGGUGGAUUCCAUCUCCUUGCACUCCAGAGUCUGGACUUUCCCCUUCUGAGAGGAGAAAACUUGGUUUCCUGGGUAAAUUUGUCUACCAAGUCCUCAAGGCUGCCAAAGACAUUAAUGAACAGGUUUUGACUCAAAUGCCAAUUCCCCCUUCGGUAAAAGACGCUCUUCCAAAGUCAGGAAAAGCUAGUUUGGGUGUCGACAUCUACUAUGGUAUAGCGGCAGAGUCUAUUCCUGUUGAGGAAAUAUUUGUUUCUCUAAAUAUGGAGACUGAGCACUUUGUACUUGACACAAUAAACCGUUUAGAAGGGGCAAUCUUUGUCUGGAAACAUCAAAUGUCAUAUGAAACUGUGAAAAAAUCACCAAUGCGAUUCCCAUGGUCCUUUGUCAAAGAACAUGGAUCUGAAAUUGAGAAGAUUGCAGUCUAUCUGGAGAGGACUGAAGCACUUUUGCGCCUUUUGAAGAUCAGAUUUCCAAACCUCCCUCGAUCCUUUAUUGAUGUCACCAAGGUUCAAUACAACAAGGAUAUUGGGCAUGCAAUUGUGGAAGCCUACUCGAGGGUUCUUGUCAGUUUAUCAUUCAAUAUUUUAUCUAGGAUAGGAGAUAUCCUACAGGAGGACGAUUUGAAGAAGCCUGUGGGAAUCACUGAAACACCUCCUGGUCGUAUCAAACGGUCUCUAAUUCAGCAGAUGAAUAUGGCAGACAGUCGUUGCAAUGACUCCUACUUAAAGAAGGCCUCAGUAGAUCAGCUUGUAAAUUUCAAGGCUAAUGGAAGCACAAUCGUCACAGUUUGUCCACCGAAAUGUGUGGUUUCAGAAGUGCAGUCCCGGUGACCCAUUGACAUUGUAUAAUGUGCAAGCUUCUUAAUGUAAGUUUUAAAAGUUAUGAGGAAAUAUAAUCAGGUAUAUCAAAAACAGCCCAUGAAUCCAAUUUCAAUGAAGUUGACAUUGUAAGAUGGUUUCGAUGUUUCAAUUUCAGUGUACGUUUAUAGUGUUUUAGUACAUAUUUUGUCUACUUUUUCUAUGGAAAAUAACACAGAUUUAUUGCAGGUUA